This is a messenger RNA of Trichomycterus rosablanca, 1751 nucleotides long. It is a transcript of the gene hpxa, whose product is annotated as hemopexin a. The record is from RefSeq and is a predicted model, not a curated record. Bases 59 to 1480 code for a protein of 473 amino acids. The transcript is spliced from 10 exons. NCBI's taxonomy places the organism in Eukaryota, Metazoa, Chordata, Actinopteri, Siluriformes, Trichomycteridae.
UCUGGUACCUCCACCAGCUGAGCCUUCUCUCCAGUGGAACCAGUGGAUCAUCCUGACGAUGAGGCUGCUCAUCCAGACCCUUGCCAUCUGCCUGGCGCUCUCUCUCAGCUUGGCAGCUCCCUCCCAUCAUGGUGACCAUCCUGCUGGAGAUGAACCUGCUAAAGACCAUUCCAAAGACCAUUCCAAAGACCAUUCCCAUGAUCAUGCCCAUGACCAUUCCCAUGAUCAUGACUCUCACCACCUUGACCGCUGCAAGCACAAUGAGUUUGAUGCUGUGAUUGAAAAUGCAGCAGGAAUCCCCUACUUCUUUAGGGGUGACCACCUGUUCAAGGGCUUUCAUGGUGAGGCUGAACUAACUAACAAAACCUUUCCUGAGCUGGAUGACCAUCUCCUUGGGCACAUAGAUGCAGCAUUCCGCAUGCCCCCAGAGGACAGCCCUGACCACCAUGAGCACCUGUAUUUCUUCCUGAAUGACAAGGUUUUUAACUAUGAAAAUCACUCGCUGGUGAAGGACUUUCCAAAACCCAUCUCUGAGGUUUUCCCUGGCAUUCCUGAUCAUAUUGAUGCUGCAGUGGAAUGUCACAAACCAGACUGCCCCAGCAACUCUAUCAUCUUUUUUAAGGAUCAUGAAAUCUUCCACUUCGACAUAAACACCAAGAAGGUGGAUGAGAAAGAGUUCAAAAGCAUGCCCAACUGCACCGGUGCCUUCCGCUACAUGGGUCACUACUACUGCCUCCAUGGCCACCAGUUCUCCAAGUUUAACCCUAAUACAGGCGAGGUGCAUGGAAAAUUCCCAAAAGAGAUUCGUGAUUACUUCAUGAAAUGCGACAACUUUGGUGACAAGACAGAGAAGGAACACAUUGAGAGAGAGCAGUGUAGUCAUGUUCACUUGGAUGCUAUCACCGAGGAGGAGGAUGGUGAUAUGUUUGCUUUUAGAGGUCACUACUAUCUUAGUAAAAUCGGAGGAAAGUUUCAUGCUGGCACUAUUGAGAGUGCCUUCAAAGGUCUGCACGGUGAUGUAGAUGCUGUCUUCUCACAUGGAGAUCACUUACACAUAAUCAAGGGUGACAAGGUGUUUGCCUUCAAAGUGGCACACAAACCUGGUGAGGAACACACAGCUCUUGAUGGCUACCCCAAAUCUCUGAAGGAGGACUUGGGCAUGGAGGGUCAUAUAGAUGCCACCUUUCACUGUGCUAAAGAUAACAUUGUUCAUGUUAUCAAAGAUCACACUGUCUAUGAUGUGGAUUUGAGUGCUACCCCUCAUGCCAUUGUAAAGCAGAGCCCAAUACCACACUUUAAAAAGAUUGAUACGGUUAUGUGUGGUGCAAAGGGUGUGACGGUAGUGGUGGGAGACCAUUUCUACCGAUACGGAAGCCCCAUGGCAAUGAUUACUUCCAAGAUCAUGCCAGCAGAACAUGACUUAACCCAUGAAGUGCUUGGCUGUCAUGAUGAACACCCCCAUGUAGAGCACCACAAUUAAAGGACUGCACACUAAUGGUUAUGCUAUGAAAAAUGCAACAUUCAGCAGGUUAAGUGCAUUGCACUGCAUUUGUUACAAUUGUCUCAGUUUUUUCCUACCUCUGGGUAUGUUUAACUAAGCAUUUUAUUUUACACAAACUAAAGCUAAAGGAUCUCUUUGCUGUUGCACUGUCAGGCAGCUAAAAAAACUGUGUUUAUUACAACAAGGCUUCAUCAGUGCUGUGUGUAGACCUGUGCACUUUGUGGCUGAUAAAUAAAAUGAAGUGAAAGCA